Molecule: messenger RNA, 5137 nt
Organism: Bufo gargarizans (Asiatic toad)
Lineage: Eukaryota; Metazoa; Chordata; Amphibia; Anura; Bufonidae
Gene: SLC24A3
Product: solute carrier family 24 member 3
Exons: 17
Coding region: 378-2399 (673 amino acids)
Biological process (GO): intracellular calcium ion homeostasis; calcium ion transmembrane transport
Cellular component (GO): membrane
Molecular function (GO): calcium, potassium:sodium antiporter activity; calcium channel activity
Source: RefSeq, a predicted model, not a curated record
UUGUGCUGAUGAGUGUAAAGUUUGAGCAGUCGGCUCUCUUCUUGUAGUUGCUUUUGUUUGUAAGAGCUGCAUGUGUGUCUAUGUAACAAGCCCUCCCAGGGGGUCAGUGUGAAUGAAGCCAGUGCUUAGCAGCAGCAGCUCUGUGCCCAUGAUCAGCAGCAGCAGCAGCAGCACAGCCUGGUGUCCUUCCCCUGCCUGCAUCAUGCUGCCUCUUGUGUGUGAUCUGCCCAGACGCAUGUAACAUGGAUUAGGAGCACAGCACAAGGAGCUGGAGUUGGAGGAAGUCCUCGUACUGACUGCCUUCUACAGUCCCUGCACUUCUCUGCACCUACCUACCAGAGGGGAUUCACUUCUAUUUCAUCCACUGAGUGCACUGGAUGGAUGUGGAUAUGCUUGCACUGGCACAGGGAGAGCAGUGCCAGGUCUGUGCCCUGCCAGGGAUGCUGGAGACCAGGCAAAGGAAGAGCAGGACCCGCAGGAAAAGGAAAGAGCUGCUGCUGGGGCAGAUGUGCCUCAUGGGCAGCCUCAUGCUGCUGGCCUCUGCUGUCUCCCACUGGGCUGGAAUACUGGGUGUUGAAGAAGACAACUCAUUACAUAGAAACCAGAGAAAUGUAUUAGAUGUUCAUACCAAUAGUAAUGGACGAGGACUGCUUUGGACAGAUGGUGAAAAUUUCACCGAAAUUCCAGGUGAACACAGACGCAAGAACUGCACUGAACCAGCUCUUCAUGAAUUCCCCAGCGAUAUCUUCUCACAUGAGGAGCGGCGGCAUGGAGCCAUCAUUCUGCAUGUACUAUUUGCGAUGUACAUGUUUUAUGCUCUUGCAAUUGUCUGUGAUGACUUCUUUGUCCCUUCGUUGGAGAAAAUUUGUGAAAGAUUGCAGCUCAGUGAAGAUGUGGCCGGGGCUACAUUUAUGGCCGCUGGGAGCUCAGCUCCAGAAUUGUUUACAUCUGUGAUAGGAGUGUUCAUCACAAAGGGAGAUGUGGGAGUUGGAACCAUCGUUGGUUCGGCUGUAUUCAACAUCCUAUGUAUAAUUGGAGUCUGUGGCUUGUUUGCGGGACAGGUGGUCGUCCUGUCGUCUUGGUGUUUAUUGCGAGAUGCUACCUACUACACCUUGUCUGUUAUUGCACUAAUUAUAUUUAUAUAUGAUGAAAAAGUUGCCUGGUGGGAGUCCGUCAUUCUGGUCACGAUGUAUGCUAUUUACAUUCUUAUAAUGAAAUUCAACUCAUCUAUUCACCAGUGCUUUGAAAAAAGGAUAAAAGGAGCUGGAAAUCUGCCAAAUGGGCUGGCAAAUAAUGCAGAAAUAGAUGACAACAUCAACUGUGAUGCAACUGUGGUGCUACUCAAAAAAGGUACAGGAAAUUUUCACCGUAAAACCUCAGUGAUUAUGGUGGAUGAGAUACUUUCUGCAUAUCCACACCAGCUUUCAUUCUCCGAGGCCGGAUUGAGGAUCAUGAUUACUAGCCACUUUCCACCAAAAACUCGUCUCUCCAUGGCUAGUCGCAUGUUGAUAAAUGAGAGACAGAGAUUAAUAAACAGCCGAGUCUACGCAAAUGGAGAAUCUGAGGUUUCGAUUAAAAUUCCUAUUAAACAUGCUGUUGAGAAUGGAACAGGUCCUGGAAUAUCUACAGAAAGAAAUGCAAAUGGCACACGAAAAGAUGAAGAUGUUGCUGAAGCUGGCAAUGAAACUGAGAAUGAAAAUGAAGACAAUGAGAAUAAUGAAAAUGAUGAAGAUGAAGAAGAGGAUGAUGAUAAUGAUGGACCUUUCACACCAUUUGAUAUUCCCACUGGGAAGGUUACUAAACUAAAAUGGGUGAUCACCUGGCCAUUGAGUUUCCUCAUGUACUUCACCGUACCCAACUGUGCUAAACCUCGAUGGGAGAAAUGGUUUAUGUUUACUUUCAUCGGAUCUUCUAUCUGGAUCGCAGCUUUCUCUUAUGUGAUGGUCUGGAUGGUCACUAUAAUCGGGUUCACCUUGGGAAUACCAGAUGUAAUUAUGGGCAUCACCUUCCUGGCUGCUGGAACAAGUGUCCCGGACUGUAUGGCCAGCCUCAUAGUUGCAAGACAAGGUAUGGGAGAUAUGGCUGUAUCCAACUCCAUCGGAAGCAAUGUAUUUGAUAUCCUUAUUGGCCUCGGACUCCCUUGGGCUCUACAGACUCUCGCUGUGGACUAUGGUUCAUAUAUACAUCUUAACAGCAGGGGCCUCAUAUAUUCUGUGGCUUUGCUCCUGGCUUCCUUGUUUGUUACGGUCUGUGGUGUUCACCUGAACAAGUGGAAACUGGACAAGAAGCUUGGACUGACAUGUCUAUUUCUGUAUAGCAUCUUCCUGUGUAUCUCCAUCCUCACGGAAUUCAAUGUUUUCACUUAUGUGAACUUGCCCAUGUGCAGAGGCGGAAUCUGAUCUAGCAGGCAGACGUGUCACAGAGACUUUAUUUUACUGUUUGGUGCAAUACAAAGAAACGACCCUCGCCAUAAAAAUGGUGAUGCACCCGGAGGUCGUCAAGUCUGUCUCGGUCACUGUUCAGGAGAAUUACUUCUUUCUAUGGCUCCCCAUUCUGCCCAAUGGGGACAUUUUCUUCAUAGUCUUUUUUGUGUUUUUUUUUUUUAUUGUUUGAGAUUCCAAUAUUUGCUAAAAUGUUGUCCUUUUUAACAGUGACCAGGGUUUUAGAUAAAAGGCUGCUAACUGGCCCAGAGCCAGCCCCAAUCAAGUCUGCUACAAAUCCUUCUUAUUUAUUUGGUGAGGAACUUAAUGUAAUUUAUAACUAGAGAUUGUUGAAAAGUUGCAGAAGAAUGGAAACUAUUCAUUACCAGGGAUUCAUUUUGAGGAAUAUCAAGGGAUGAAAUAGCUGAAACCCUUUCCCAAAUUGAGAUGGAACAAGCUUUGAUGAACCCAGUGGACAGCAGUGCACAUUUGAAGCAAGGUCACAGGCUGACAUAGAAACUUUUCGAAAAAACUGAGUGUGUUCACAUUUUUGCUAAAGAAGGACAGAGGAAAAUAACUUUUUAUACAAUGAACAAAUUUCUUUCGUAAGACAGUAGAAAACAGUAGAUUUGUAGAGACAGUAUCAGUCUGUUCUCGUAAUUACUGCAACCGGCAACAUAGUCAACUAAAAAGUCAUUGGUUGCUCCUUAGUUGUGUGUUUCUAGUGCUGGAUUUGCUGAACAAUGGAAAUCAAUGCAAUAUGGUAAUUGUUCAGUACUAUUAAUGGUUCUUUCCUAGUCCAUGGUGGCACCUGAAGGUCUGCUAUCUUCUCUAGUUAGUCUGCCUGGUACAGUAUUUUUCUAUACAUAGCUACAUAGUAGGUAUCAGCUACUAUGUACAGAAGUCAUAAAUAAUUUGCUUUUUCAGUUAUGGACACUGGUUUCUUAUAAAAGGCAUAUUUUGCACAAAUGCUUUUUGAUGAUGAUACAACAUUAGACGGUUUUUGAAGUGUACACUGGAUGUGGCCAUAUUGUAUUUACAUUUUAAGCAAAAGAUCUCAUAAUAGGGGAUCAACCAAGGCAGAAAAUAUGCAUCCAAAACCGAUUCUAGUUUUCACAGACCAGCCAUUUUUUGCAGUAUAAAAGUUUAAUUUAUUAUGCAUGUACAGAGAGGAAAAUUAUUUGAAGAAUACUAGAAGUAGUUUCUAUAAGUCAUGAAAGCUGCCGUUAAUUCAGGGAUUUUAGUGGAGGACAUACGCACUGCAAUGCUUAUUUUUGUAAACAUAAGAUAUAUAUAUAAAUAUAUAUACAGCUAUUUCAUUGUGGUGCAUUGUCCUGUAUAUUUAAUAUAGCAAGUGAAAAACAGUUUAUUGAUCGAGAACCAUGCAGUUUUCUUAAAGCACCAUUUAAUGAUAUUCUUCCAGAAACCUUUAUCAUUCCUUCCAACCAGCUAAAAUGAAUGUUUUAUUGUACAUACUAGCAAAUCUUAAUGUCACUGUGCACUCUAAAAUAUAUAUUAAUGUUCUUCCUUUAGAAAGAAAAUGUUUGGUAUGAAAUUUAAGGCUUCAACACGAAUGUGGUGUUCAAGAAGUUGUCUAAUAAGCUUUUUUUCCCCAGAAAAGGUUUGGAGCUUCAGUAUCAUACACAGCCCAUGGACAAGCAUGGAGCUAUGGGGUUGACUAACAAGCUUUUUCCCCCCAGAAACACCCUUGUCCAUGGGUUGUGCCUGAUAUUGCAGCUCAGUUCGAUUUACUUGAGUGGGGUUGGAGCUUUAAUAUCAUACACAGCCCAUGGAAGAGAAUGGAGCUAUUUCUGGAGGGGGGAAAAAUCACCUUCUUUAAAUACUGUUCGGCAAAACCUAAGUCAGUGCCCAUUAAUUAGGUCAUUGUAAACUAUUUGUCAGACCUAAUUUACAUGACUAAAAAUCAUUCAUAGGAUGAAAGGUUUUAAAAUAAUGUGCGAGAGCUAAAUGAGAGCUUUAUCUUUUAACUAUGAGGGAUCGGGUUCUUGUUGCAUUGAAAAGUGAGAUUUUCAAGUAAAAAUUGAGACGUUUUGUCAGAGGAACCUGGUUACAGCUUCUUGCUUUUGAACUUGUCUUCAAUUGUUGUAUUUAGAAUGGUUGGGAUUGAGGAGCCAUACUCUUUAUUUCCAAUAACUUUAUAAAUCCCUCCAUUGGCUUUUUACAUCACUUGUAGACCAUGGUAUUUUACUACCAGAAGUUAUUACACUUAUCAGUAUUGGCACCAAAUGUUAAAAUCGCUGACUGGUAUUUAGUCAAGGUGCAUUUUGGUGUAUCUUGAUCACUGGUCGAGGGUCUAACAAUUGUGAAUUGCAAAUCUCUCAUUUAUCUUCCACCAGUGACACCAUCUACUCAUGCUGCUUUGUGUGGUAUACAACAAUUAUUCAAAGUCAAUAAGCUAAGAUGUUUUCUUCUGACUCACCUCAUUUUUUACUGCUGUGCAUGAAACAUUUCAUACAGGACAAACACCGGGAACUAGGUGCUUAAUGUUUAAAAUAAAUUUACUUAACUCGGACCAACUUUGGUUGGAUCUGUUGGUUCAGUGUUAAGGUGGCCAUACCAUACACCUUCAGUUUCUGUUGUACGACUGACGGCUAUUCAUCUCAACAUCACAGCUAGAGAUGAGCGAAUCGAUUUAACCUGAAAUAGUAUAAAAAAACAAAUAAAUCAAACUUACCUCCUCCAUUUGCUCGCGACGG